AUGAUAAAUCUUAACAAGAUACCAGAAGUGGAAAUUAACAGUCUUCGGCGUGUAAGUUUGUUCUUUGAAGAUGAGUUCUCAUUUGUGGCUAUGGAGUUGUCCAAGGUGAAGAAAUUGCGGACGUUCAUUUCUACUACACCGGAAUUCAUUGAUCAUACUUAUGCCAUGCAGAUUUUCAUGAACUUUAGUCACAUACGUGUUCUGGACAUGAGCUGCAACGCGAUCACCGAGUUACCUCCAUCAAUUGCAAAGUUAAAACACUUACGGUACCUCAAUCUCUCAAACUCUCGGUUAUCUAAAUUACCUAACUCUAUUACUACUCUCUACCAUCUGCAAAGUUUGAUUCUGAAGAAUUGUUUUGAGCUGAAAGAUCUUCCUCGGGGCAUGAAAAAGCUUAUCAACUUGAGACAUCUUAUUAUCUGUAAAAGUCAAGCUAAUGCAUGGAUACCUCCAAUGCCAAGGGAGGUAAGAAAUUUAAGUUGCCUCCGAUAUUUGCCGGUAUUUGUUGUAGGGAAAGACAGUGGAUUUCGUAUCGAAGAAUUGAGAGACCUAAAUCUUCUUGCUGGUAAAUUACAAAUUCAUAAUUUGGAGAAUGUAAGAGAUGGAAAUGAUGCCCACGGUGCCUGUUUAAAAGACAAACAACAUAUUGUUAGGCUGGACCUAUAUUGGAUCGAAAACGAAACAUGUAAUGAUGCCGUUCGAGAUGAUUUUGACGUGAUAGAAGGCCUCCAACCUCAUCCAAACCUUAGAAUAUUGGGAAUCCACUACUAUGUUGGUUCAAAAUUCCCCACAUGGAUGAUGAGGCCAGAUAAUGUGCUUCCUAAUUUGGUUUUCGUUGUUCUUCUAAAUUGCAGUAAGUGCGAAUAUCUUCCUUCGCUCGGGUCACUUCCUUUUCUUAAGGUUCUCAAAAUAGUAGGACUUGUUGGUGUGCAAACUAUUGGCAGUGAGUUCUACGGUAACAACAAGGGCAAGGCGUCUUCUUUCCCAUCUCUGGAAAAACUCUCUCUAAUUGGUAUGCCAAAUUUGCUAGAAUGGUCAGAUCACAUUUCGUCAUCACCAUCUUCUACUUCUUCAUUUCCUUCAUGUUUUCCUCGCCUAGAGCGGCUGGAGAUCAAGGCGUGCCAUAAAUUAACGGUCAUGCCAAACCGGUUUGCAUCUCUCAAAGUACUGAAGCUUGAACAUUGCAAUGGCGAACCAGUAAGCUCAUUGGUAGAAAGCAAUUUAACAUCCCUGAUGUCCGUGGACAUUGCGUUCUGUAAGGAGCUUGUGUUUCUUCCUCGCGGAUUGCUUAGAGGAAAUAAUAUGCUUCAAAGUCUUGAGGUGUCUAAUUGCGAAAUGUUUCAAGGCUUUAUUCCGGACCAAGAGCUUGAGGAGGAGGAUGACAAGGAGCAAAGGCAUGUACUUAAGAUUUCCACUUCUAGGUUUAUUUGGGCCUAUAGAUUACUUCAUAUACCCAGUAAAAAAGGGCAAGGGGUGUCUAAAUUUGCUGAAACUACCAAUUUACCCUCUAUUAAAUAUUAA
Messenger RNA from Papaver somniferum (opium poppy), 1521 nucleotides. RefSeq names its product putative disease resistance RPP13-like protein 1. NCBI's taxonomy places the organism in Eukaryota, Viridiplantae, Streptophyta, Magnoliopsida, Ranunculales, Papaveraceae. The record is from RefSeq and is a predicted model, not a curated record. Bases 1 to 1521 code for a protein of 506 amino acids. The transcript has a single exon. Gene Ontology annotation, molecular function: protein binding.